Molecule: messenger RNA, 602 nt
Organism: Diabrotica virgifera virgifera (western corn rootworm)
Lineage: Eukaryota; Metazoa; Arthropoda; Insecta; Coleoptera; Chrysomelidae
Exons: 1
Coding region: 208-564 (118 amino acids)
Source: RefSeq, a predicted model, not a curated record
CAUAAUAUAGGUAGGUACAUACUGUAUAAGUACAUCUGCUAACACAAAACGAUUAGAUCGGUUUAAGAACGUACAGUUGUGUGUUAAUAAGAAUUUUUAUCAAUCAUUGAUCAACAAUCGACUCCAUUGGUAUAUUAUUUAAAUAAAAUUCAAGUAAUAAUCUCUUAUUAGCGGUCGUUAUAGUUAUUGUGUUGUGUGAUACACAAAAUGACGUCUACACCUUACGAUGAAGAUGAUAUAGAUCGAUUCUCCGGUAGAAUACAAGAAGUAUUUAAAGACCCAAAAUGCACGGACAUCUAUCUAAAAUAUCUCAGAGAAGUUAAACAAGAAGAAAAGUAUGAGCACGUGUUUAAUCUUUGGAAGAAAGCUAAUGGUACCGAAGAAUAUAGUGACAGUGUAUUUAUAGAUCCAAUUAACAAAGUGGUGCCGUUAUUUGACAAAACUGAUUUUGACAAAUCGAAAAAACAUGAAAAAAUAGCUUGUAUUGUGGAUGAAUGUUGCAGAAUCCUUAAUAGAGAUGCACAUAAAUGUUUUAUUACUUAUUUAAAACAGCAUAAUAAAUAAUAUGUUCAUUUAUUAAAUAAAGUUGCUUUAGCUUUUAA